Molecule: messenger RNA, 1716 nt
Organism: Ilyonectria robusta
Lineage: Eukaryota; Fungi; Ascomycota; Sordariomycetes; Hypocreales; Nectriaceae
Exons: 1
Coding region: 1-1716 (571 amino acids)
Cellular component (GO): intracellular anatomical structure
Molecular function (GO): protein binding
Source: RefSeq, a predicted model, not a curated record
AUGCAGCAAACACCCGGAAAAGACGACUAUGGAUACGACCUGGGGACAUACCAUCGCCAAGUCACGGCGGCCACCGACGACAGUCAAACAUGGUUCGACCGCGGCCUCGUCUGGGCGUAUGCCUUCAAUCACGAAGAGUCGGUCGUCUGCUUCGAGCGCGCCAUCGAAUCCGACGCCAGCUGCGCCAUGGCAUACUGGGGACUGGCGUAUUCCGUCGGCCCCAACUACAACAAGCAAUGGAGUUUCUUUGACGACACAGACCUGGCAAUCGCAGUCGGUCGGGGCUACAAGGCAGCUCAACUCGCCCUCGCCAACAUGGCCCACGUCACGCCCGUCGAGCAGGCGUUGAUCAAGGCCCUCCAGUUUCGGUACCCCCAAGAGCAGCCGGCUCCGAAUUGCGGCGCCUGGAACCAAGGCUUCGCCGACGCCAUGGGAACGGUCUACGCGGCGUUCGUGGACGACUUGGACGUCAUCACCAUCUACGUCGACGCCCUCAUGAACUUGACGCCAUGGCAGCUGUGGGAUCUGCGAACCGGAGAGCCCACCGAAGGAGCGCGAACGCUGGAGAUUAAGGCAAUCGUCGAUCGUGCCCUCACCUUGCAGGGCGCUCUUCAGCAUCCCGGGCUGUUGCACAUGUACAUCCAUCUGAUGGAGAUGUCGCCUUCUCCGGAGUCUGCCCUCCCUGUGGCUAACCAUCUCCGUGGACUUGUUCCAGACGGAGGCCAUUUGCACCACAUGCCGAGCCACCUCGACGUGCUUUGCGGGCGAUACCAGGAGGCUAUCGAGUCCAAUGCCCAAGCAAGCGUUGCCGAUGAGAAGUUCCUGUCCAGGGCAGGGCCUCUGAACUUCUACACCCUCUAUCGGUCGCACGACUAUCACUUCAGCGUCUACGCUGCCAUGUUUGCCGGCAAAUACAAGGUGGCCAUCGACACCGUAGCGAAAGUGGAGGCCUCCAUCCCCAAGAGUCUUUUGCAGGUGGAAUCGCCCCCCAUGGCGGACUGGCUCGAGGCGUUCCUCACGCUUCGCGCACACGUGGCGAUUCGAUUCGGCCGCUGGGAGGACAUAAUUGACCUUGAACUUCCAGAGGAUCAGAACCUCUACUCGACGACCACGGCGAUCCUGCACUACGCAAAGGGGGUUGCAUUUGCUGCGACGGGAAGAGUCCAGGAGGCAGAUGAUCAGCGGGCUCUGUUCAAACAAGCCGUGACACGAGUGCAGGCGUCGCGUACUCUCUUCAACAACACGUGUCGAGAUAUUCUCGGCGUGGCAGAGGCGAUGCUAGACGGUGAAAUCGAAUACCGACGGGGCAACUUCGACGUGGCGUAUGAGCACUUGCGCCAGGCGAUGCACCGCGAGGACAAUCUCCCCUACGACGAGCCAUGGGGGUGGAUGCAACCCACGCGACACGCCUACGGUGCGCUCUCGCUGGAGCAGGGCCAUGUCGAGCAAGCGCUCGAGGCGUACAUGGCCGACUUGGGCAUGGAUGACACUCUCUCCCGCGCCUUGCAGCAUAAAAACAACGUCUGGGCGUUGCAUGGAGUCCACGAGUGUCUGCGGAAGCUGGGCCGCACCGACGCCGCAAAGGAGGCUGAGGGCGCGUUGGCGAAAGCAGUCACCAUGGCGGAUGUUCCUAUUACUGCGUCUUGCUUCUGUCGACUGGAGACGGAAGAUGUCGGCCAAGAGUCGACUCACUGUCGAAGUGGUUGCAAGGAGUAG